This is a messenger RNA of Erpetoichthys calabaricus (reedfish), 3881 nucleotides long. Its product is annotated as killer cell immunoglobulin-like receptor 3DL1. The transcript has 12 exons. Gene Ontology annotation, molecular function: transmembrane signaling receptor activity. Lineage: Eukaryota; Metazoa; Chordata; Cladistia; Polypteriformes; Polypteridae. The coding region runs from base 46 to 1362 and encodes 438 amino acids. Gene Ontology annotation, biological process: cell surface receptor signaling pathway. The record is from RefSeq and is a predicted model, not a curated record.
CCAAAGACGGAAGUAAAGCUAAACAAUGAGGAGAAACCCAUUUACAUGGGAGACACAGUGACCCUGAAGUGCAAUACUGAGGGUGGCUUUACAGGCUGGAAUUAUUAUUGGUGGUACAAAGAGGAUCAGACAAACAUGGGCAAUCAGAUUAACAGUGUCAAUGGACAGACUUAUACCUUCCAGUUGGUGGCUCAGACUGACAAGGGAUCAUACCGAUGCAAGGCAUACAGUUAUAGCUCUCCUCGUUACUCACAGACCAGCCAUCCUGUUACAUUAACUACUCAUGAGAGGACAGCCAAACUUGCUUUAAAUUCAAAACAGAUCUUUGAAGGGGACCAGGUCAUUCUUUACUGUCAGGUCGAUGGAAAUCCUGCUGGGUGGGAAUAUGAGUUAUGCUGGAAUGGAUGUGAAAAGCCUUAUAAAUCAAAUGUGAAAAGCACCUUUACCAUCAGCCCUGUGAAUGUCUCACACAGUGGUGUUUAUAAGUGUCGAGCUGGAAAAGGAGGGAUUUACUCAAAAUACAGUAAUGAUGUUCAGUUACAAGUAUCAGGUAUAUGGGUGACUUUGUCCGCAUCUCCUAGCAGUUCUGUGAAGAUAGGAGACUCCCUCAACCUGAUUUGCACAUGGAGUGAGAACAAAACCUCUCACUCUAAAGUCACCUUCAUCUUUUUAAGAAAUAAUAAGACUAUUAAGAGCAGCAGUGACUCUACAGUAUUAACUAUUAAUCAGUUUAAUGAAAGCCACACUGGAAGCUACAAGUGUGGUGUAGAAUCAGCAGGAGGAGGAAUAACCUACAGCAAUGAGACAGAGAUUAAAGUACAAGAGUUCUCUCUCACUGUUAUUUUAGUUGGUGGUGGUCUUGGUCUGUUUUUACUGAUACUUCUGCCAUUAUUCAUUGUAUACCACAGGACUCGUGGUUUGCCAUGCAGCGGGAGUAAUAGUGCCAGAACACACAAGAAAGUAGCAGAUGCCAAUACCCAUGUUGGGGGUGCUGUUGAGAUGGAUACAUUGAAUAAAAGAGAAGUGCUGUACUCUGAGCUAGUGAAUCUACCCAAGGGCAAGAAAAAAGGUGAUUCUGCUGCCAAAGCCGACAGUGGUGUAGUGUAUUCAGACCUUAUAAUAGGAAAAUUAAAGAAGAAGAAGCCAGGGAAGGAGCCAACAGGGACCCAGGAAGUCCUGUACUCUGAUAUUAAACUGAAGAAUGUUACAGGUGACUCGGCUGCAGAAUCAGGUGAUCCUGUCUAUUCAAAUAUUGUAAUAGAAAAAUCAGAGGAGAAGAAGAAAAAGAAGAAAGAUGCCCCGCCAGCAGAUGAUCAAAGUGCUCUUUAUGCUUCUGUUCUCCCCAAAAAAGGCAAGAAGUAACACAUCGUAGUUUCUGGUGUUGCAUCUGUGAAACCUCAGCCACCUCGUGGUCUUCAGCUAUCAUGCCUCUGCUUACUGGGUUAUUUGCUGAAUUUUGUAUGGAGCUCCCUGGAGGUGUUGUUGGUUGCUGUUAGUUUCCGAUGUGAAUGGGCCUUUCUUUUCUCUGUGGAGAGACAUCAGUGUGACCAUCAAGACAGAACUCCACCCCUUCAGGUUCUCUGUUGUGUUAUGUCGACAGUAAUAUCAUUAAUGAUUCCAAAUCUGAGGGAAUUGUGUGCUUUGCUAAAUUUCUUUUCCAAUUGAUAUUGUAAGAAAAAGGCGCUAUAUUGCGCCCGACCCGACACAGAUUGACACGGAGGCACGUGUAAAACAAACUGUUUAUUUUUCUUUAGCUGUUGGGCACGUCUUCCCCAUAAUCCCUCCAGCCACAACACAGUCCACAAGUAACACCAAGCACUCUUCUUCUCUUUUCCACCACCACUCCUCCUCAGCAAGCUUUGUCCUCCUUCCACCCAACUCUUGCCGCUGAGUGGUGGUCGCUGGCUCCCUUUAUUGGGCACCCAGAAGUGCUCCAGGUGCUUGAUUGCCAACACCCGGCUGCAUUUCCAGGUGUGGCGAGACCAGUGCCCAAAAGGGUCAAGCAGCUCCUGCUGCAGCACCCCCUGGUGGCACCUGCAGAACACAACAGGGCUGCACAGAACUCCAACCUCCAUGAAGCCCUGGGAGGUCCGAGGCACCACUGCAACCCAGGGAGGCUGCCAUCUAGCGUCCAGGGGGAGAUACUGGCUCUCCCACCCUUGUCUCCCUGGUAUAUGUGGUGAAGGGGUGUCCCGGCCAGGCAUGGGCCCUGGCCAUCCGUCACAAUAUCCAUCCAUCCAUCCAUUAUCCAACCCGCUAUAUCCUAACUACAGGGUCACAAGGGUCUGCUGGAUCUGAAUAUAAAUAAUGAUAUUUCUUUGAUUUCUAUGAAUUACCAAUUAUCUACAAUGGGUUGAAAUUUAAGUAACCAAUGUAAAACUCAGUAUAUGCAGUGUUAGCAUUUGCAGUGGCGAUCUAUUUUAUUUUGUAAUGCAUGUAGUAAUAAAAUGCAUUGCAUUUUUCAUUUCAACAGGCGGUGCCUCACAAGCAUUUGAUGUAAUAAAAUGCUUUGCAUUUUUCAUUCCAACAGAUGGUACAUUAUAGACAUUACCAUUACUUUUACAAAUUCCAUAAUAAACGGCAAAUAAUGGCGACAAAGCCCCGAAUAGACACACAGGUACACAGCCACUUGUCCUUUUAGAUCAGUGCAGUGUUUAUUACUACUGCUUUUAAGAUUCCAAAAGCCUGGAAUGAACCCUGGCCUGAUUUCUUUUAUGAGUUUUGCAUGUUAAGUAAACUGUUGUGACCGGUGGUAGGGAACCAGUUCAAAAAUGUUAGAAUCAUUGGGGUACCAACCCAGGAAUCCCCAUUUAAUAUUGACAUCAGAAAACAAACCAAAAAAAAAAAUGCACAAGGACACAACACAAAACACGUUGAUAAAUAACCCAGCCGAUACAAAUGUUCUCUGCUCUUCCUCUUGCUCAGGCGCUUCUUUAAGUCUUAAAUCCUGAUCACAAAUACCCACCACCUUUGUCCUUCAUUUGGGGGCUACUUUUUAUAGUGUCCUGACCGGAAGGAGCAGGGCUUAUAUAGGAUGUCAUGGUGGCAGCCGAGUGUGCUCCCUGGGAAUCUUUCUAGAAAGAUACUGUUAGCGACAGCACCCCCUCUUGCCCUGGAGUGGUACCGCUUACCUCACUCAAGCCCAGAAAUGGAUCUCUGGGCUCUCUAUAAUGGUAGGAGCAUUCUGUCCAAGACUGGCUCCUGCCUUGUACCCAAUAACGUUUGCACAAACUCCAGUUCCAUGUGACCCUUUACCAUAAGCUUGCUUUAUACCAUUUCAUUUCCUUGCUCAGUGUCAGUGUAGGUUGUCAAGUUUUCCCAACACAUCACAAAGACGUGUAGAUUACAAUAACCAGUAACUCUAAAAUGACCUUUUCUUUUGCAUGAGUGUGCCCUACAGUGGUCUGGCAAACCAUUCAGGGUUGGGUCCUGUCUUUUGCCCAUUGUUGAUGGUAUUGGCUCCAGUACCUUGUGACCUUUGAUGUAAAAUUGAAAAAAUUGUAAAAAUGUGAAUUUUAGAUUUUUGUAUGAUGCAUUUUACUUUCAAUUUACUUUUUUAUAUUGAGUUUUCCAGAGUCCUUGGAUGAUUUGAAAAGGGCUCAUGAAUAAAAUGUAUUAUUAUAAAUUGAACCUUUGCUUUUUGGAUGCAGGUUUACAAUUAAAAAUUGCAAUUUAUAUUUUUAGAAGUUUUAUUAUUAACAAAUUGUAUGUUUUCAUUUAAUUAAGUGCUUGAAAGUAGAGUGUUUUGGAUUUAAUAUUUUAUUAUUAAGAAGAAUAUACACAACAUGACACACAUAAAAGACAUUCUUCAUAUUCUGCUGGUAUUCAUUUAUUGAAUAAUUUAAGGUUUUGCAAUAUGAGCAGCAUUUAGCAUAAUUAUG